AUGGGCUAUGUCAAGCAAGACACAUGGCACGUGUCGAAGCGAAUUUUUUGGUACAUGUAUCUCUACCAUGCCUUGUUAAGUAAGCGGACGUGUGGUUAGAAAGACGUCCGACUUCUUAGCUAUAGGUAUAAGCUUCUGCAAUAACGGGUGUGAAAGAUAAAUAACUGCGAGAAAGAGACUACAUUUACUGUAUAUAAAACAACUUGGCAGGUCUAUUAUGAUUAUGGGGGGUGCGGGGUGGGGGUAUGGAUAUUUUCUGGAACUACACAAUUUAGAAAAAGUGUAAUUUCCCCGCACAAAAUAUUGUUCGAUGCUUAUUAUUAAUAAUGAUUGUUGACAAGUUUGCCACACAUACUUGUAUAUCACGGCACACCUUAUGUCUAAUAAUAACCGAACAAUUCACUACUGAUUGAAGAAAUCGUGAUGUACAACGUCUUUUCAUUCUUAAUUGUUUUAAUUUCUAUAAAAGGCGGCAAAGAUCUUGUUUGUCUAGUUUGCUUUUUCUUCCACAUCAAGACGAAAGAUGAUUGCACUUCCCCAACUGUUUACCCGUGUUUAGACUCGGCCUUCGGCAUAGGCGCACGGGCCGGGGGGGGCGAGGGGGGCUGCAGCCCCCCCAAAGUUUGGGCAACUCAGAUUUUUUGGGCAGCAAGAGAAAAUUUGGGCAAAGCCAGUUUUUAAAGACGUUUCCACGUUUUAUUAUUAUUAUUAUUUUGAAGAGAUAAAUAUUUUCUAUUUUAACCAGAGGUCGGCGUAAUAAUUCAGUUACGUUCACACGAGACAGUGUUUGCCUAGCACGUGAUGGGUUUCUGGUUAUAAGGGAAGGGUAUCAUAUGCUGAUUUUUUGCUUUGUUGGGCACUGUACUUCACUGUACUAGCUGGAGUGGGCUAUUUCCAGUCAUGAAUUGAUUAGAAUAAACUUCCGCAUAACUUUCUAGAAUCACCUCCGCUCCUAGAACAGUGUGUGACAGAACACGCAUCAGCAAUGGGUCUGAAAGUGAAGGGGCUGACCAAUUCUCAGUUUGAAUUACGAGAAGAAUCAUAA
Messenger RNA from Porites lobata, 1045 nucleotides. The record is from the annotation of a GenBank genome assembly. Lineage: Eukaryota; Metazoa; Cnidaria; Anthozoa; Scleractinia; Poritidae.